GGACAACUGGCUCGGAGCAAGAUUAUAAAAGGCAGGAGCAGGUUGCUGAGCAAAGGGGAGGGAGGGCAAAAGGCACCUGCUUCCCUCCGCGCAGCCCAGCUGGGACUUGGGGCGGUGGGAGUCGCAGUGCCGGGAGCCCAGGUCUGUGUCGGUGACAAGCUCGUUUGCACAAAGCCCAGAGGAUUUUACCCCAGACGGCAUAAGGAGCCCAGCAGAAGUGGGGACCGCUGCCCAACAUGCCUGGGAGAGCUGGGCAUAGCGGGAGUUAAGGAUGGUGCCCAGCAUACGUCCUACCCUUCUCCUCUUCCUCCUCCUGCAGGCGUUUCUCUUCUGGGGUGACCCGGCGGCAGCCUCCAUCCAAGAGCAGUACUGCGAGAGCCUGCCUCCCGUGAGCAACCACACGGGCCCCCAGUGCAAUGCCUCAGUAGACUUGAUUGGCACGUGUUGGCCCCGGAGCGCCGUGGGACAGCUGGUGGCUCGGCCCUGCCCUGAGUAUUUCUACGGCGUGCGGUACAACACCACAAACAAUGGCUACAGGGAGUGCCUCGCCAACGGGAGCUGGGCAGCGCGUGUCAACUACUCCCAGUGCCAGGAGAUCCUCAGCGAGGAGAAGAAGAGCAAGCUGCACUACCACAUUGCUGUCAUCAUCAACUACCUGGGGCACUGCGUCUCGCUGGGGGCCCUGCUCGUGGCCUUCGUCCUCUUCAUGCGCCUGCGGAGCAUCCGGUGCCUGAGGAACAUCAUCCACUGGAACCUGAUCACAGCCUUCAUCCUGCGCAAUGCCACGUGGUUCGUGGUGCAGCUCACGAUGAACCCGGAGGUGCACGAGAGCAAUGUGGUCUGGUGCCGCUUGGUCACGGCCGCCUACAAUUACUUCCACGUCACCAACUUUUUCUGGAUGUUCGGCGAGGGCUGCUACCUCCACACGGCCAUCGUGCUCACCUACUCCACAGACAAGCUCCGCAAGUGGAUGUUCAUCUGCAUUGGCUGGUGUAUCCCCUUUCCCAUCAUCGUUGCCUGGGCCAUCGGGAAGCUGUACUACGACAACGAGAAGUGCUGGUUUGGGAAGAGAGCAGGAGUUUAUACCGACUACAUAUACCAAGGCCCCAUGAUCCUGGUGCUUCUGAUCAACUUCAUCUUUCUGUUCAACAUCGUCCGAAUCCUCAUGACGAAGCUACGAGCCUCGACCACAUCAGAGACAAUCCAGUACAGAAAAGCUGUCAAGGCCACUCUGGUGCUGCUGCCUUUACUGGGAAUCACCUACAUGCUGUUCUUCGUCAACCCGGGUGAGGAUGAGAUCUCCAGGAUCGUCUUCAUCUACUUCAACUCCUUUCUGGAGUCUUUCCAGGGCUUCUUUGUCUCUGUCUUCUACUGCUUCCUGAACAGUGAGGUCCGAUCAGCCGUACGGAAGCGGUGGCACCGGUGGCAGGACAAGCACUCCAUCCGCGCCCGCGUGGCUCGGGCCAUGUCCAUCCCCACCUCGCCCACCCGCGUCAGCUUCCACAGCAUCAAGCAGUCCUCGGCCGUGUGAGCCGCGGGGCAGCCGCCGUCCGGGCCGAGGGAGCCACGUCUCCUCGGGGCCACCGCCCCGCAGCGGAGCACGACGCGGGAGCUGGGUCCUUCCCACCUAGCAGAGGACGGGGAGCUCGCCAGAGCUACGGGAAACCCCACGGCCGCUUGCGUCCAGCUUUCCAGGACUGCCGCGUGGGAUGCGACAGCCAAGACUGCUUCUUUGUCUCCCUGACUGUUGCUGGAGCUGGAAAAGGAGCCGCAGGAGCCCCAAGAUGUUGCAGCUGCCUCGCUAGCAGCCAUCACAGCCUCCCCACCGGCCUUCAUCCCGGGCACGAUGGCCCUGAGUUGUACGGCUGCUUCCCAUGGGCUUGUCCCAGCUCCUCGCCUGGAGCGGGCUCACUGACUGCUCCGGGGGGUCGGAACACAGAGCCAGCACCGGGAUGGCUUGUGGGGUCAAUCCCUCGGGAAGUCGGUGCACGGCGCCUGGCCCCGCUAGCCCUGGCGUGGCGUGCAGGGACAGCUCGGUCACCCCGCCAGCCAGCGUGCGCUGGGGAUGCUGCACAGGUGACCUAAAACCAGGAAUGAACAGAGAGCCCUGGGCUGAGUCUAGACUUUGCUUUACGUAGCUGGGUUUUUAUACCACGGGGGUUCCUCGCGCCCAUGUGCCCCUGUCCCUCACCAUGUCCCUGGCAGCCCUGGGCAGCCCGUGCAGUGCUGGCUGCUCCUGCCCAGGCAGCGGGACACCCAUGGGGGUCCUGUACCCAUAACCCCAUCUGACUGUUUUCAUUUCUCCUUUUAGCACAGAGGAUGCAAAGCAGAGCCUCAACUGGAGAAAAAGUUGAGGUCCCCACACUCAAGGGUUAUUUUUCCCCUUAGGGCACGAAGUGACCAGCGUAGCACACGGGGCUGCACCGGGCUGAAGCCUCCCGGCUCUCCUGGGCCUCUUUCCUCUGCCAAAAACAAGCUUGUGCGUUUAUUAAUUUUCUCAAGUCCAAACCCAGCUUAGCUUAAUCAUCACUCCUCGCCCAGGAGGUGCCCAGGGAUAUGGGCAGAGCCACUCUCUGCCCCAUGCUGCUCCCUCGAGCUCGUGGUUCGUGUCUGAGCCUCCUGCUCCUGCAAGGAAAGAGCUGGGGCGAGGAGCGCGGGCGGGCAGCCUCCCUCCACCGUGGGCUUGGAAAGAAGCAGAAACCCUGUUUGUAUCGCUCAGAGCUGGCCGAUUCCUGCUCCGUCAUGGAGCAGGGCAGGGAACGGCUGGAGGAGGGAGAAGGGCUGCAGGUCCCAGCCGGACCCUGCUCUUACCCUUGAAAGCUGGGGUCUGCACCAAAGUUGUUCCUUGCCCUUAGUCACAGGACGGAGCCGUUGCACAAAAAAGCAAUUCCCUUGCAGGGGUGGGGUUAAGUGCCUUGGAGGAGCCACGGUCUCCCUCCCCAGCAAGGUCCCACCAGGGCGGAGGAUGCAAACUGGACCCUCAUUGCGGGGGAGUUUUGCCGCAGCUGCCUCAGAGCUGGAGGGUCCCUGGGUGCCCCGGUCCAGGGAGGCUGCUGCGGGGUCACGGGCCGGGGCUGUCGUCACUGCUGCCCGGCUUCAAGCUGCUUCUUGCUCCUGGGCCUCAGUUUCCCCACUCUGAAGAAGUCGGCAGUAUUCCCUGCCCCAGGGAGGUUGGAAGCAGCUCCGAAAUAGCACCGCUCUGACUUCCUCAGGUUAAAAUGCCAGAAAGGAAUAAAAUCAUCUUUUUUUUUUCUAUAACGUGAGGCACAGACUAAAACCUCCACUUUCUUCAUUGAAGUGUUCAAGAAGUUCAAUAGUUUGAAGCAAAACCCUCCCAUUUCCCACCUUCUUUCUGAGAUUUCCUACCUGCAUGUCUGUUGUGCAGCCAAACUCAGAAAUGCUCCGUUGCCUGUAAAAACGUGCCCGGAGCAGCGGCUCGGUACUGCCGUGCGACCAGAACGAGGGCUGUGCCCUGCACGCGGGGCAGGUUUUGGUCCUUGUACAGGUUCACCCAUCACUGACAGCCCCUGGCACAGAAACUGCCCCAGAACCAUCCGCGGGUGAGAAAAAAGUGCCCCAGAGCUGUGCAACGGGAAAAGCAGCAACACCAUUUUUUUAUUCUCCUUUAAGGUAAUUUGCAAAAUAGUACAAACCCAGCAAAAAGAGCUGAAAAAUCUUCCCUUUUUUCUGUUUCCCCCUGGGUCGGUUUGAUUUCUCUGCUGGGCGCAUCAACAGGAGAGGAUCAAGCUCUGGCUGCUACAGAGAAGUGGAAACGCCCCAGGGAGCUUUUUUGUUGUACUUACAAGAGAUGUUACCAAAAAGUGAUGCAGCGUGUGUUCAGUUUGGAUUUUCUAAGGCUGAGUCACCUGGGGGGGGGGGGGGGGGG
This is a messenger RNA of Dromaius novaehollandiae (emu), 3886 nucleotides long. It is a transcript of the gene CRHR1, whose product is annotated as corticotropin releasing hormone receptor 1. Gene Ontology annotation, cellular component: plasma membrane; neuron projection. Gene Ontology annotation, molecular function: corticotrophin-releasing factor receptor activity; G protein-coupled peptide receptor activity; corticotropin-releasing hormone binding. Lineage: Eukaryota; Metazoa; Chordata; Aves; Casuariiformes; Dromaiidae. The transcript has 13 exons. Gene Ontology annotation, biological process: cell surface receptor signaling pathway; adenylate cyclase-activating G protein-coupled receptor signaling pathway. Bases 272 to 1531 code for a protein of 419 amino acids. The record is from RefSeq and is a predicted model, not a curated record.